UUUAUCGAAUCGCUACGUCGACGAGCUCGAGCUCUUGUCGAGCGCACGAGUCCUGGUGAAAGUGAGCUGCACUUGUUUCGGCACGACUACGAUUCGCCCAGUGUUCUACAACACAUCGCAUCUGUUUCACAACUGAACAAUGGCUGCAUCGUUGAGGUGAUCGUGGUGGAUCGCAAUGAGAAACCUACUCGCCCACAUGUUUUAGAGGUGAAAAACUAUAUGACCUUGACAUUCUGCGAUUUCUGCGGAGCAAUGCUGACUGGUCUGAUGCGUCAGGGACUACAUUGUCUGGCGUGCAAAUGUAAUUUCCAUCGUCGUUGUACCGAAGCACCACGAAACAACUGCGUCGUGGCUACCCCCGGUCUGUCAACGAUGAGUCCCGUUCCCAUGGGUCCAGGUGGAAUUGGGGUGGGCAUGCCACCGUCAGCGCCGUCAAGCGCUGCACUGGAACUCCCGCAUACCUUGGCCGAGAACAACUACUUAACACCGACCAAGUGCAAAAUUUGCGACAAAAUGCUUAAAGGACUCAUUCGACAAGGGCUCAAAUGCAGAGAUUGUGGGGUAAACGUCCACAAUAAGUGUGCAUAUCAAUUACCGUCUAAUUGUACGCUUUCGGACCAUGCAAUCAGCCGGAUGAGCAUCACUGAACCGCCACCAGCACCUCAGAAAGAGAAUCUCGUGAAUAUGGAUGAUGAACCCAGUGGCAGUGAAAACAUACCGCUGUUCCGAUUACCUGGACAAGUGACGUCGAGAAACACUACGCAGCCGAAAGUUGAAGGAUGGAUGAUUCACUUCUUGCUUUCGGAUCCUGAGCGAAGACUGAAGCACUAUUGGAUUCUUGCUAAUGAUGCUAUCAACAUGUACAACGAAUACAACGAAGGCAAGCGUAUCCGAUUUUCCCCGCUCGACAGAGGUGUGAAUCCCAACAAGUGCUAUAUGGUACUUCCUCUAGCCGAGAUUCUCGCCAUCACUCCUUAUAACGGACCUUCUGUUCAUUCC
Ostertagia ostertagi is the source of this 999-nucleotide messenger RNA. NCBI's taxonomy places the organism in Eukaryota, Metazoa, Nematoda, Chromadorea, Rhabditida, Trichostrongylidae. The record is from the annotation of a GenBank genome assembly.